UAAAUACAUAACCAAGGUUGGCUUAGUAACAAUAAGGGAAACAGAGGUUUCUUCAUCCUAAUCAUCGUUCUUAUGGAUACCUUAAGGCCGUUGGUGGAUGAAAAACCGGUGGUUAUUUUCAGCAGGAAUAAUUCUGAUCCUGUGAGCCAUUCCAUGAAGCAGCUCUUUACUAGCUACGGUGCAAAUCCUGUAGUUUAUGAGCUGAAUCAAUUACCGAAUAGACAAGAAGUUGAAAAUGCCCUUGAUCAGGUGGCGGUGCAGACCCCAAGUGUGCCAGCUAUCUUCAUUGGAGGGAACUUCAUUGGUGGGGCAAAUGAUGUUAUUGGCCUUCAAGUUCGUGGAGAACUAGUGCAAAAGCUGAUUGAUGCACGAGCCAUAUGGUUUUGGAACAGAAACCAGUAGUUAAUAAUAUCAAUAGUCUACUGUAACUCUGAUAAUUGUGAGAGUAGUUUUUGUUUAUUUUAGCUGUAUUAAGAUGAGGCUAAAAGUGUUUAAUGCCGCGCCUUCACUCCUGCAGAAUACAGUAGUUAUGUGUGCUAGUUAACAUAUGCCAGAAGUCGUUGCUUGAACAUUUGAUCUUCAUAAUUGAAUAAAGCGUCUU
This is a messenger RNA of Chenopodium quinoa (quinoa), 601 nucleotides long. Its product is annotated as monothiol glutaredoxin-S6-like. The coding region runs from base 73 to 402 and encodes 109 amino acids. The record is from RefSeq and is a predicted model, not a curated record. The transcript has a single exon. Lineage: Eukaryota; Viridiplantae; Streptophyta; Magnoliopsida; Caryophyllales; Amaranthaceae.